AUGCCAAUAAGCUCGUCCAUCCGCCUCCCCCGCUUCGCGCCCUCCGCCGCGCACCUGAGCACCCAAUCGCGGGCGCCCAGUGCCGCGUUCCUCCUUCGCCCGCACGGCCUGCCACCCUCUGGAGAACUGCGGUGUGCGGGCGACGUCCACUCGGAGAUCAGGGUGUUGGUGUGCACCCACCAUGUCCCCGCGAAGAUCGUCAGCAAGGCUCGCAGGGAAUUGGUGGUCAUCGAGGAGGUCGAGUGCGAGCACCUCGGCGGUUUCGACAUCCACGGCUUCCCCGAACUCCCUCGUGAGUGUAUGGUACAAGCUCCUCAAACUCAUCCUCGACUUGACUUCGACGCCUCCGGGUCCACCCUUCCCUACGCCCAUCCGCCCCUCGCCCAACCCAAAGGCGUGCGGCUGUCCCUCACGCAUCUCCCGCAAGCCUUCUCCAUACCAGCUCCUGAUGCUCGACCUUCUGGGUUGGCAGUACCUCAGGCGGAUGCACGACACGAUCCAGAUGGCCUGGCUCGGGCUUCCCUCGCACUAGGCAGACAGACUAUACAGCUGGUAAGAGGCGUACUCGACCGCACGGGCUCGGCGGCGGGCGUUGCGCUGAUGUACGCGGACCGGCGCGCGUGCCGUCGCGCGCGAUCGCUCCUCCCCCGUCGGUCGUCACCUUCACUGGCGACGACGCUCCAACGCUCCGACGCUCCGACGCUCGUCGACUUCGAUUCCGAUACGCGUCCACGGUUCCGCACGGUGGCGGACGGUCCUGGACGACGACGGCGGUACAGCUCAUCGCGCGUGGCACACACGCCAGCAAGCGCGCCCUGCCGGGAGGUUCUGGGUGACGAAGCGGGUGGGGUGGAGCGCCACCAACUACAGCACUGCGGUGCCGGCACGGCGUUCGAGCGUGUGUCGGGAACGGACACCGACGUCGACGUCGAGGUGAAGCCCGCGACCUUGACCGAUCCCACUCUGGUACACCUCCAGCUCGGGGCACCAGAGUGGAAACGCACCAAGGCGAUAGCGAACGCGCACUGCAGCCCGGUGCCUGUCCCCGGUACCGACGCGGUCGCGGAUACGCCUGUUGGCCUGCGCGUCCGGAGAAGUGGGGCGUAG
Molecule: messenger RNA, 1107 nt
Organism: Epithele typhae
Lineage: Eukaryota; Fungi; Basidiomycota; Agaricomycetes; Polyporales; Epitheliaceae
Exons: 5
Coding region: 1-1107 (368 amino acids)
Source: RefSeq, a predicted model, not a curated record